AAACGUGUGUUUAAUUAAUAUUAUAUUAUUAAUUUUUUUUUUUGGUCCAUGCAUGCAUAUAUAUGUGAUUAUAUAUAUUUGUACAUUUCAUGCAUAAUAAUUAAAUUUAAAGUAGAAGCUAGAGACAUUUUAGAAAUGGAAGAAAUUAAAACAAUGUAUGUAUACAUAUGCUGUAUCAUCAUUUUCUUGUGUUUUUUCUUCAAAAUUAGCAAUAAUAAUAAUAAUAAUAAUAAGAAAAAUGAACCGCCAUCACCACCUUCAUACCCAAUCAUAGGCCACCUCCAUCUCCUAAGCAAACAACCACUAGUCCACCGAGCAUUACACAAUCUCUCAACCAAAUACGGCGACGUUUUCUCUCUACGGUUCGGAUCACGCCACGUGGUGAUCGUAUCAUCUCCAUCGGCCGUACAAGAAUGUUUCACCAAAAACGACAUCGUUUUAGCCAACCGUCCACCUCUUAUCCUGAACAAACACAUAGGCUACAACUACACAGCCAUUCUCACAUCCCCUUACGGCGACCACUGGCGGAACCUCCGCCGAAUAGCGGUGGUCGAGAUCUUAUCCUCCGCCCGUCUCAACCUCUCAGUCAACAUCCGCGACGAUGAAAUUAAGCGGCUCCUUCGCAAACUCAACCGAGUUGAUGAGUUUGGAAGAAGAGUCGAGCUGAGGUCAAAGUUAAGUGAGCUCAGUUUCAACAUCAUGAUGAGAAUGAUGGCUGGAAAGAGGUAUUACGGCGAUGAUGUUACCGACGAAGACGAAGCUCCCCGGUUUAGGGAGAUUUUUAAAGAGAUUAAUCAGGUGGCCGAAGCUGACAAUCCCGCCGAUUUCUUGCCCUUUUUGAAUUGGAUUCCGAUCAUCGGUAACUACGAGAAGAGAGUUGAGAGGAUCGCCAAGAAGGCUGAUUUGUUUUUACAGGCUUUAAUCGAUCAGCGCCGGAACCCUAAUUAUAACCCUAAUCCUCUUCAUCAGAAUACUGUCAUUGAUCAUUUACUGUCUUUGCAGCAAUCUCAAUCACAAUAUUACACUGAUCAGAUUAUCAAAGGCUUCGUAUUGAUAUUACUGAUUGCGGGAACCGAAAUAUCUGUAACAUUAGAAUGGGCAAUGGCGAAUUUAUUAAAUCAUCCUCGUAUUUUACAAAAAGCAAGAGAAGAACUCGAUUCUAAAAUUGGUCAACAACAAUGGUUGGAAGAAUCGGAUCUCUCAAAACUACCAUACCUUCAAAAUAUCAUAUCUGAAACUUUACGAUUAUAUCCAGUAGCUCCACUCCUCAUACCACAUUAUUCAUCUAGUGAUUGCACUAUUAGUGGAUUUGAUGUGCCACGUAACACAAUGGUACUUGUGAAUGCAUGGGCCAUACAAAGAGAUCCUAAAUUAUGGGAAGAUGCCGAGAGUUUCAAGCCAGAGAGGUUCGAAAAUAAUAAUAUCAAAAAUGAAGCUUAUAAAUUCAUGCCUUUUGGAUUCGGGAGACGGGCUUGUCCAGGUGUUGGACUAGUCGAACGUGUUCUUGGAUGGACAAUAGGAUCAUUGAUUCAGUGCUUUGAAUGGGAGAGAAUUAGUAAAGAAAAAAUUGACAUGGCUGAAGCUAACGGACUUACUAUGACUAAAGUUGUGCCCUUAGAGGCCAUGUGUAAACCAUGCCCCAUCAUGGAUUUUCUCCUCUUACAAUCCACUGAUGAUUGAGACCAUAAUAAUCUUGUGGCGACUUAUUCCUCUUUUGGGGUAGUGAUUCAUGAAGACAUGAUCUCCGGGCUACAAGUGAACUUUUAUUUUUAUUAUUAUUGAUGAAGUUGUUUAUUGUCUUAAAGUUGUUAAUGUUGUUGCUCAUUCUCUUGCUAAAAUGAUUGACUUUUGUUUGUA
Molecule: messenger RNA, 1857 nt
Organism: Cannabis sativa
Lineage: Eukaryota; Viridiplantae; Streptophyta; Magnoliopsida; Rosales; Cannabaceae
Product: cytochrome P450 81Q32
Exons: 2
Coding region: 49-1680 (543 amino acids)
Molecular function (GO): heme binding; oxidoreductase activity, acting on paired donors, with incorporation or reduction of molecular oxygen; iron ion binding
Source: RefSeq, a predicted model, not a curated record